Messenger RNA from Rotaria socialis, 1770 nucleotides. NCBI's taxonomy places the organism in Eukaryota, Metazoa, Rotifera, Eurotatoria, Philodinida, Philodinidae. The record is from the annotation of a GenBank genome assembly.
AUGUCGGGAGGUGAUUAUAAUAAUCAAAGAUCACCUGGACGUUCUCGUUCACGUUCAAGAAGUCCUAAUCGUCUUUCACCAUCACAUAAUAAUCAACAAUCAUCGCAAAGAAAUUACUAUCGAUCAUCAUCGAAAAAUAAUAGUUCAUUUAAUUUUCAUGAUAGAAGAAAUAAUCGAUACCCAUCAAAUCAUUCAAAUAAUAACAAUGGUAAUGAUCAUCGUAAUAAUAAUGGUGGUGACCGACUUAGUCAAGCAGUUAAUUUAUAUUCCGAUCGUGAGCUUGGAUUAAAAUAUCGAUGGGAAAAAACAGUUCAUGUAUCGAAUAUACCUUAUGAUAUGAGAUGGACAGCUUUAAAAGAUUUAUUUCGUACUGAAGUUGGUGAAGUCAUGUAUACAGAAGUAUUCGAACGAGAUGGAAAGUCACUCGGUUGUGGAUCGGUUGAAUUUCGAACUGUUGAAGAAGCAAAGCGUGCUGUGGAUAAAAUGCAUCAAUUUGAAUAUGGUGGUCGAAAAUUAGCAGUAAAAUUGGAUGAGGAAGGCUAUCGAACACGUCGAGCUAAAUAUCAGUCACUUGAAGGACGUCUAUCUCAAAAGGGUAAUAUGUUUCAACAUCAAAGUAAUUUAUCGAAUCAAUUUGGUAAUAAUAAUGGAGAUUCUGGUAAUCUAUCACGUUCAUCUCAAAUAGCUGGCCUCAAUAGUGUAGGUGUUUCACUUUCGGGUUAUUCUUCUGUUGCCGGCAUUCCACCGUAUAUGUUACAACGAUUAGGUAUUGAAGGACCUAUUACAAAUAAAGUCUUCGUUGCUAAUCUCGAUUUUAAGUGUGAUGAAAAAAAAGUUCGUGAAGUAUUUUCGUUGGCUGGUCGUGUUCGUGAUGUAACAUUGAAACGAACCAAAGAAGGACAAAGUCGUGGUAUGGCUAUUGUUGAAUAUGAAUAUCCACUAGAAGCUGUGCAAGCUGUAUCAAUGUAUAAUGAACAACAAUUAUAUGAUAGAAUAAUGGCUGUUAAAAUUGAUCUUAAAGAUGAAGGAAAAGAUGAUGGGAGACCAAUGAAAUUACCAAGUGGUCUAAAAUCAAUUGGUGUUGGUUUAGGCAUUGCUGGAAAUCCAUUACGAGCAUCUAAUGUAAAUCAACUUGAGCAACCCAUCUCACAAAUAAAUCCAAUAAAUUCAAAUCCAAUGCAGAACAUUACACCCAAUGUUUCAGACUAUAUGAAUCAUAGUGAUUUAACUGCUUUACAAGCACUAUCACAAUUAUCACCAAGUGCAAUUAGUGCUUUAACACAAUUAGCUGCGAGUGGCUUCACAGGACUUAAUUCGUUAACUGGACUUCAAUCAACAAAUUUGGGUUUAGGUUCAUCAUCAUUAGGUCUUGAUUUACAUUCAAAUUCUAAUUCACUAUAUUCAUCGCUGGCUGGUGGAUAUUCAAAUUAUCAGCAAUCAUCUGGUCUUAGUGGAGUUUCCCAAUUAUCAUCUCAAUUAUCAGGCUCAUUCUACAAAGAUGACGAUGCACGUUUGGGUCAAUCAGCACCGGUUGGUGUAUCAACCGUAUCAUCGGUUCGUACACAACCGACGUCAUCAUUUGCCGGUGGUCGAAGUGUGUUGGGCACCGGUGUUGGGGGUGUCAGUGGUCUUGGUUCAUCUUUGAGCGCAUAUCCGACAUCGAAUACUAAUACACAACGUUCAGUUGGAGGCGUACUUAGUACAGGUGGUGUAGCCGGUCAGAAUUCGGGCAUUUACGAUCGUUCACGAGGACGGUCUCCAUAUCGUUAA